CUCCCUCCCCCCCCCCCCCAUCUUUUGUGAUUUUUCUGUCUGCAAGCCGCAUUCUGGCUCUUUUCUUUCUGGUAUUAUGGGGGAAGAGCAGCCGCUUGUGCCUUUAACCAUUGCUUUUUAUCUCAGGCUAUAUAAGGUUCUUAAAGGAACUUGUAGAGGGAACAAUCAGGCCUGCAAGCUAAUGGUAGAUACCUUACGCAAAAUGCCCUGUGGCCGGACGUCUUUCUUUAAUGAAAAUACUAAAGGGAAUGCAGAAGAUUUGUUUUGUAUACAGAUAGGAUACAUGAAAACAUAACUAACAUUUUAGUGCUCUUAGAUUGCUGCACUUUUGGCAGCGUCACAAAUCAGAACAAUUAGUCCAAUUAAAGGAGGCUAAGCCUUUGAGGAGAGAGGCAAGAGGGCAAGCCAACAAAGAGGAUAAGCAGGAUACCAGUAAAUUAAGGAGCCUCGAUUCAAUUUUCCAAGGGUAGGGGCAGAGCUGGGUCAUUAAACCUCAGUGAAUUAUUUUGCUGUAGCAAAGCCUUGCUGUAUCUGGAUUUAUGAAGAGCUUCUGUACAUGUUGAUGAUCUGGAGUGUCUAAUGCAGUUAGUGAGAGCUGGCGCUACUGUAAAUACCUGUACAACACGUUUUGCCCAAACACCAGCCCAUAUUGCUGCUUUUGGAGGACAUCCUCAGUGCCUGAUCUGGUUGGUUCAAGCAGGGGCCAACAUAAACAAGCAGGAUUAUGUUGGUGAAACCCCUAUUCAUAAAGCAGCACGAUCUGGUAGUAUGGAUUCCAUAAGUGCCCUUGUAGCUCAUGGAGCUCAAAUAGACUUGAGAAAUGCCAGUGGACUGACAGCAGCAGAUCUUGCACAUACCCAGGGCUUCCAAGAGUGUGCCCAGUUUCUCUUGAACCUCCAGAACUGUCACCUGAACCGUUUCUUUAGCAAUGGCACGUUAAAUGGAGGUCCCAAUCCAGUCAAUGGUGGGACAAGUCGAAAGAGAUCCUUUGAAGAUGUGGAUUCUGCUGGAGUAAAGAAAGCUAGGACUGAAGCUCAUAACUUUGAUGGCUUAAUACCAAUGAUGAAUGGAGGAAAUGAGGAUGAUGCUGACAAUAUGCACAUUGAUAAAGAGUUUGCUGUUGUAUCAGAUAUGAAUAGCAGUAGCUCCGUUUUGAAUGCAUUGACAAAUGGAUGUACCAUCAAUGGACAUUUGGACUUCACCGCCAUAACACAGUUCAAUGGAAUGGAUGCCAGGCAUGAAGAAUGUUUAACAUUAAUACCUAAUGGAAUAACUCCUGAAGUAGCUUCUGCCAAUAGGCACAGAAUUCACACCAGUAACGGCACUGAAGAACCAGAAAAAGCCAUGAAUACUUCUGCCGAUAUGUGUGGUUCACUGCAUCUGAAUGGAAGCCCAAGUAGCUUUGUGUCUAACAGGCCAUCAUGGGUUGACGAUCUUGGAGAUACUUUGCACUAUGGGCAUUAUCAUGGUUUUGGGGAUACCGCUGAAAGCAUCCCUGAACUUAACAGUGUUGUUGAGCAUUCAAAUUCUGUUAAAGUUGAACAGAAAUACGAUAAUACUGUCUUAGGCACAAUGUAUCUUUAUCAUGGCUCCUAAAUCAGCAUCUUGUUUGUCAAAUUCAUGUUGAAAUUGCUAGCAAAUGUUUGAGAGGGACAAAAAAUCCUCACCUAGCAUUAAAUCUGAAGAAUGCAACUAUUACUAUUUUUACACUUUUGUUUAUAUAUAAAGUAAACCUUUCAUUUGACAGUCUUAUACUAUAGUUCUAAUUGGUUGCAUGUAUGGGGCUUAUUUAGUGAUGCAAGUAGGUGGUGUUACAAUGAAAUGUUUAUUCUUUGCAUUUUACUAUGGAAUGUUGUGGUUUUUUACUUUUAUUUUAUUUCCAAGCUAGUGAACACUAUCUUUCCCCUUUUUAAAAAAUGUUUUCCCUCUUAUUAAUAUGAUCAAACUGUAUUGAAUUUUGUGCAGAAAACAAGUUGUGUUUGUGCAUGCAUUACUCUUGAAGUAAAUGUUUUCCUUUUUUGUAUUUUCUGCUGAAGCUAUGGUAGCAACAUCAAUGCCAGCUGUCACUAUGCAAGGUUUGAAAAGUGUUGUUCUUAAAGGAGCUUCUCUGAUUUACAAAUUUGUGCAUUUAUUGAAUUGAAAGUUCAACUUUACUUUCUAUGACAAAUGAAAUGUUAAAAAUGCAAAGACAAAAAAGUUUGAAAAAUGUUUCACUUUAAUGUAGCAUAGGAAUUAUUUUCUUCAUUGUUAGGGCCCUUUGCAUUAUAGAAGUGGAAAAGCAGAUUACCCAUAUUUGGCUGCAAGGCAGGGUUGGUUCUGAUUUUUGGACUUUUUUAUUUUUCUUCUCUAUUUUAAGUGUGUGCUUGAUAUUUUACCAUAGCUCACAGCCUGGAGGCAUGUUGGCACUGUUUUUGCUUUUUAUGCAAUUUAAAAUUACUGCUACUUGUUAUAGAAAUCGUCAGGUCAAAAUAUUUGACUGAUUUUGAUAUACUGUACAUAUAUUUUGUUCGCUUUCUGUUUUUUACAACUGCUUUCUAAUGCUGUGUAUAUCUAGCCAGUUAAGAUUACUUUUAGGGCUAUGUUCACUGAAAAUACAUUGUAUUUAAAGCUUAUUACAAAAGUAAAAAUUCAUACAAGUGCUCUGUAAAAACAUUAAAUAAUGUAAGAUACUACUUUUGUGAUUUGAUAAAAGAACGGUGGGAGAAUAUAUUAAACAAAAGAAAGCCAGUAAGACCUUU
Molecule: messenger RNA, 2738 nt
Organism: Mauremys reevesii (Reeves's turtle)
Lineage: Eukaryota; Metazoa; Chordata; Testudines; Geoemydidae
Gene: ANKRD10
Product: ankyrin repeat domain 10
Exons: 6
Coding region: 580-1596 (338 amino acids)
Molecular function (GO): protein binding
Source: RefSeq, a predicted model, not a curated record